Egretta garzetta (little egret) is the source of this 3298-nucleotide messenger RNA. RefSeq names its product CD59 molecule (CD59 blood group) (gene CD59). The coding region runs from base 1536 to 1895 and encodes 119 amino acids. The transcript is spliced from 3 exons. Lineage: Eukaryota; Metazoa; Chordata; Aves; Pelecaniformes; Ardeidae. The record is from RefSeq and is a predicted model, not a curated record.
AAAAAUUUACUCAUUUUCACAGAUUGGUUGAAUUACUACUGUCAAAGCUAUGAUGAUGUUUAUUAAUCUGCCUUACAUUUAUUCUGGGCAUGACUUGGUUUUGCCAAAAGGCAAAAGCUGUUUUACUCUGCUGACACCAUUGGCUGGCUGAGGGCUCCUGGAGCAUGGAGAGCUUCCCCAGGAGAUUCCUGUUGCUGUCCAGUACGGCUCUUGCUUUAACCACCAGCCUGACAACACCCCUGCAGAUUCACGUCACUGUGGGAUGAGCCUCCGGUCUUGGAAGGCCUCUCACAAAGUUGCUUACCCCAGAAAAACAUCUCAUCCUGCACAUUAUGGUUUUGUUUUUCUUAAUUUUCCUGCUUGACAGUAAUUCAUACAGACAGGAAAAAAAAGACAGUGAGGUUUGGGGUUUUUUUGUCGGGUGUUUUGUUUUUUGUCAGGAAAAAAAUUAACUAGACUUAAGGUUGAGAAGGAUUUCAGUAUUGUUUUACUAUGAAACCAUCUUUUCAAGCCCACAGCCAGCCUUCUGGGAGGAAAAAAAACCCAAACCCCAUCCCAAUGUGAUGCUGGUCUGCCACUCUAGACUCUUAGCUGCAUGUAGAAAUAGCUUCAAGCAGCAUUAACAGGGUCGAGAGCAGCAAUGUGACUGUUUCACUGCAGUCUUAUGAUAAGUGAAACUUGUUAUCUGGAUGCCUCUCAUUCUUUGGCACUUCCAAUCCCACUUGGGCUUUGAAGACAAACAUGAAAUCAUGAGGCGUGGACGGUCUCUCCCACCCCGUGUCCACUUGAUCCCUAGUCUGAAUAGCCUUCUGUCUGCAAUAGCAGAGAUUUUUUUAGUAGUGGAUAUUACUGUUUGCAGUUCAGACUCUGUGUGCAGAAGUCUAUCUAGUAAAUCCUGCUUUGGAGUUUGCUACAUUAAAAAAAAAACACAAACCAAGCCCCUGACCUUCCUAUCUCACUUAUGGAUUACAGUAAUCAUGGAGGACUCGAGCCAUAGCUGCAGUCGCUUGCUGGGUUAUUGCAGGUGUUGGCACCUCGGUGAGGGAGAAAUUUUGGCAGAGGAGAGGCAAAAGCUCCAGUACUGCAGACAAAUCUUUUGCAACCCCAUGAGAGAGAAGAAAGGAGCACAGCCUGGCUCCAGGGUCAUUGGGGAAUUGCUGUAAAAAAAAAAAAAAGCAUUUGAGACCCAAAUGGCCUCGCCUUUUGUUGGGUGCAUUUGUAGCUGUAAGAAACAGGGAGACCUGUUGAAUGGUGUAAUCAGAGGGGAGAAAGGAACCCAUCUGUAGCCCGUCGGGGCUCAAAUCUCAGUUCUUGGAAUAAAAAUCCUGUUCUCAGAAUAAAAGGCCUCUCUUGGAAAGUGCAAAGUUACUUUUUUCUCUUCUCUUUCACUGGCUUUCAUGGCCAAUGCCUUCAGUUCCAUGCUACAUCAAGCCUUGAAACCUCGAUUCCUCACCGUGUAUUUUGCUAGUUUCGUGUAGCUUUUAAAUAGAAUAAACUUGUAACGUCUGUUUAUGCCUUCUAAUUAGGGAAGAAGCAUGACCAAGAUGAACUGCAUCCUGCUAACUGCCUGCAUUGUUCUGGUGGCUUUUUGUAGCUGUGGUUAUACCCUAAGGUGUUACCACUGUGAGAACAGCCCUUCCUUGUGCAAGACCAAUAGCACUUGCUUAGCAACUGAAGAUACUUGCCUGCAGAUGAAAUUUGGGAAAUUGAGAACGUCCUCCUGCUGGAAGUCAUCCCAGUGCAGUGUAAAUGAUAUUGCUGAAUUCUUCCAGUUGGAUAAUUUUGAUUUCUUUUGCUGCCAACAUGACUUGUGCAAUGAGAGCACAAUUACUGGGGUCAGCAAAGCAGCCUUCAGUAUUGCCUCUGUAAUGACCAUGUUAUGGAUGCUUCUGUAAUAAUCCUGAUUUGUAUGCCGUACUUUCAGGCUGAAAUUACACAAACCCAUUAACUCUCUUUCUGAAUUGUACUUCUUGCAUUUUCAGUUCCUAACUGUGGGCUGGAACAUUACCUUUUAAUUUUAAAUUCUGUCUCCUAAGGUUCUAUCUGUUAAAUCACUGUCUCUGUUCAGGGGAAGGAGAUGUGGUAUUUUGGCCUGCCAUAUUCAUGGGGAAAAUAACUUGUUAUGAAGUAGUGUUAUCUUGUGGAGAUCCUGGGCAAACUUCAGUGGGUGGGUGAUGUGAAAGGAAAGGAAUACUACAGGUUUUAUGAUAAAAACCCUAUGAUUUCUUACCAUCCCAUAGAUUGUAAUUAAUUUUGAUUGGGAUUUCUGGUUUGGUUUUUAUUUUUUGGAUGCUACCUUGUCAUACACCAAGCAGUGGAUUUGCCCUCAACACAAGAAGUCUUGGAUCAUAAGUAUAAACUUGCUGCAGUGUCAGUAAUGAGUAUGGAAAUACCUAGUUUUAAGGGAUGUAUGCUCUGUUCCCAUCACUGUAACAUUUUUUUUUUCCUUUAUAUAAACAAAUAACAACCUUGUAAGUACUGUUAUUUUGGGAGAAGGCAUCUACAUUUCUUAAACCAAAACAAUGCUAUAAGUGAGAAACACUUCUUCCCUCUUUUUUAUAUCUCUGUGAGCAUGCAGAUAACACGUGCUAGGUUGGUUUUUUUUUUUCCUUAUGCUCUAUCAUUUCUAGGAUUCUAACUAAGCAUGUGCUUUGCACCGAGUAUUUAUUAGUAUAUGAAGAUUGUUUCUAAAAUGCUAAGGAAUUGCAGUGGCACAUCUAGUUUAUUUUCCCACAUAGUUAGCCUUUGUUUUUUCGGUGGGAACAGUGACAUGUAAACUUAAGCCUUCAAGCUUCCACCUAAGCGUAUUAAACAAAACCUUGCAGGACUUUAUAUUUUGACUUUUAUGCAACUCUAUAAAUAUCAAUAGAAAAUAUACGUGUAUUUAUAUAGCAUGAAUAAAACCCUCUCGGUUUGUCUCUGCAAGAGGUCUGAAGCUGAAAUAUUCUGUACGUUGCUCUGCCUCGGUGGUGGAGACAGACCUCGGUACUUUGCUGGUACUUAGGGACCCUCUCAGUCAGGUAUGAUGUCAAGUUCUCCUUUUUCUCUCUGGAGCUCUUGGCAUGUCCCUGCAAGAGCCAUGGUCCCUUGCCAAUGGUAAAUCCUCUUUCUGAGGACCCUCGCUUGCGCUAUGCAGGGUGCCAGCGACACCAGUUCACCCAGUCAUAACAAGGGCGUUACUCCAAAUCCGUGAUGUAUUCUGCAAUGUAUCUUUUGAUUAAGCUUAUCUUAGCUAUGAAAGCAUCCUGGGAUCUCUCUGAUCACUCAAAAUAUGGAAGUCGUCCUGUCUUUGAUUAAU